Messenger RNA from Chaetura pelagica (chimney swift), 939 nucleotides. RefSeq names its product family with sequence similarity 166, member A (gene CIMIP2A). The transcript is spliced from 7 exons. The record is from RefSeq and is a predicted model, not a curated record. Lineage: Eukaryota; Metazoa; Chordata; Aves; Apodiformes; Apodidae. Bases 1 to 939 code for a protein of 312 amino acids.
AUGGCAGGCCCUAAGGAAAAUGGCCUCUUCCCACCCAACCCCUACCAUAUCCCUGGCUACGAGGGCUUCAUCCCUCAGUACAACUAUCGCUUCGGGGAAACCUUUGGCAGAACCACCCACCGGCUGCUGACGGACCCCGAGGUGGUGAGGAGCCCCCGCUCCCUGCUGGCCCCUGUGCACAAGCAGAAGUUCAUCGAGGACUUCAGUGGGACCCACUCUGCUGUGCAACGUUACCUGCCCGGGCAGCCAGCACCGUUUCCCUACGAGCACCCUGGGGCUGUGACAAACUUCCCUGAGCCAGACCAUGGGCCCAACCCUGCCCUGCUGGGGCCGCGGCCGGAGGAGAAGGACCGGAGGCUGAUGACAGACCUGGACCCCCGGGCCCAGCAGCACCCUGCCCAGUACACCCCGGGGGCACGGCUGCCCCCCAGGACCCCCUGGCAUCCCUGCUCGGGGGGGCAUUUCCUCGAGACAUCCCCAGCCUGUGGGCAGGGACCCGGUGCCCCGGUGGGAAGCAAACUGCCUGUGAGAACAGGAGGUGUGACUCUGCCUGAAAGGGCUCGAGCUGUGGAUGAGGAAGAUGGUUGGUUACCCACACUGGAGGUGCCACGAGCCAUUCAACAGAAAGUCAUUACAGGAUAUGCUGGAUUCAUCCCUCGCAUCAUCUGGUUUCCUGGCCUGAACUAUGUCCAGAGUGUGAAGGAAGCCAUGAAGGAAUUUGACCAACUUCAGUUUAUGGAAAGAAACCCAGCAGGCACCUUUGGCAAGAGGUUCCCCAAAACAUACUGGCCCAACAACAAGAUCUACACCAGCUCUGGGCUGAUCCCCUGCUACAGCGGCUUCGUUCCGGCACUCCGGCACACCUACGCGCUGACUUUUGGGAACAGCACCCGCAAAGCCUACCAGAAUGAACAAAGGAGACGAGCUGGUGCACUGUGA